GACUCAAGAGAUAUCAAACAAAUCAGAGAAUUGAAUAAACUCAAUUAUUGAGAGAUGGAAAAGAUGAUAUUAUUAUUGCUGCUCUUCUCUCUCAACUCUCAACUAACCAUGGGAGAAGGAACUGUAACAACAACAACAGGACGUAUUAAAAAAGUCUGCACUCAGAUACUCAACCUUGGUGACAACCAAGUCAAACCUCUUGGCGAUGAAGAUGAGGAUGCCAUCAUUGAGUUGCUUGGAUGUUCACAGACGAUGACUUAUGGCAGCAUCAGAAAUGAAAGCUCGAUUUGUGAGGUUUCAAGUUCAGAUACCGUUACUUGCGACUGCAGUCUCGAUAUGAACGUUUGUCGCGUGACGGAAAUUCGUUUUACUAAUUAUCGGAGUUUGGAAGGUGAAUUGCCAGAAAAAAUCGGAAACCUUACAAAUUUAACCUCAAUAACAUUGUAUGGAAACAAGUUUUCUGGCGAGAUUCCAAUGUCGUAUGCAAAUUUAAAGAAUCUCUUGCAUUUGGAUCUUGAAGGCAACGAAUUGGAAGGAUCAAUACCCCGGUUUAUUGGUAAUAUGAAGUUGGAAUUCUUGGAUCUAUCUGGUAAUUCAUUUGUUGGUGAAAUUCCAGCUCAAUUGAGUUCUCUUGUAAAUCUAACGUAUCUGGAUCUAUCUUCAAAUUCAUUCAGUGGUUCAAUUCUUAAUCACUUGGGUUCCCUUGUAAAUCUAGAGUCUCUGGAUCUAUCUAGUAACUCAUUUGAUGGUCCAAUUCCAACUCAGUUGACUUCUCUAAAAAAUCUAACAUAUCUGGAUCUAUCUAGUAACUCAUUUGGCGGUCUAAUUCCAACUCAGUUGGCUUCCCUAAAAAGUCUAACACAUUUGUAUCUAUCUGAAAAUUUAUUCAGUGGUUCAUUUCCUACUCACUUGAGUUCCCUUGUAAAUCUACGGUAUUUGGCUCUAUCUGGUAAUUCAUUUGAUGGUCCAAUUCCACCUCAACUAAACUCCCUUGCAAAUCUGGAGUUUCUGAAUCUAUCCGCUAAUUUAUUUAGCGGUUCAAUUCAAACUCAAUUUGGUUCCUUCGUAAAUUUAACAUCGCUGGACCUUAGUAACAAUAACCUCUCUGGUCCUCUGCCCGAUCAGCUUAAAAAUCUACUUCUUCUUGAAUAUCUCAAUGUUCAAGGGAACAACUUGAAUGGAACAAUCCCAGAUUUCAUUGGACAACUACAAAACCUCACAUAUUUGUCUCUAUUGGGAAAUAAUUUUGAAGGUCCUCUCCCUGCUACUGCAUUUUCAAACUUGACAAAAGUUGACCACUUGCAUGUAAGCGACUUAAUUGGAGGAGGAGAGUCGCAGUUUCCUAAUUUUACAAUUAGGCAUUCCUUGAACUAUCUGACAUUGAGGAAUUGCUCACUUGCUGGUCCUAUUCCUGACAUCAUCUGGAAUCUAACGGCUCUGUAUUUGUUGGACUUGAGUUUCAAUAGUUUGUUUGGUCAAAUUCCAAAUCAUUCCACCCUGGUCCCACCAAUGCACAUAUUUCUCCGAGGAAAUAAGCUCAAUGGGACAAUUCCAACAUGGAUAAUGAAUUCGACUAUGAAUAUCGAUGUGUCUGAAAAUUUUUUCACAAACAAUGUCGCACAAAUUGAAAAACUGCAUUCAAACUCAUCUAACCUGAACUUUUUCUCAUCCCUUAAUUCCAGUGACGGGGGUACAUAUUGGGAAGAAGUUGGCUAUAACUGUAGCAGCGACCUAAAAUACCAAUUAAAAGACCGUCUAUUCAUAAAUUGUGGUGGUGACUUAAUGAAUAUAAAUGGAAGUUUUUAUGAAGGCGAUCUGAAUUCAAAUGGAAGUUCAACUUUCUUUCUGAGUAGCAAUUCAACAUGGGGUUAUAGUAGUAUGGGAUCCUACUUAGUAACAGAUGACGUAUACAUAAUGAACAAUACAUGCAUUGUUGGUGUUGGUGAUGAACCUCUUUACAGUACAGCACGUGUAUCCCCAAUCUCCUUGAAGUAUUAUGGAUUUUGUUUAAGGGAUGGUGAAUAUACUGUGAGACUUCACUUUGCUGAAUUAGUUAGGUACAACAACUAUAAAACCCCAUAUGUCAACAAAUCAGGUCGAGUUUUUGAUGUGGAUAUCCAGGGAAAGAAUGAACUUAAGGAUUUCAACAUAGAAAAGGAAGCAGAGGGUGUAAAUAAGGCUUACACUGUGGAAAUAGAAAAUGUUAGAGUUAACAAUGAUAGUCGAUUGGAGAUUCAUUUAUAUUGGUCAGGGAAGGGUUCAAUGAUGUACCAAGGUCCACUUAUAUCUGCAAUUUCUGUAUAUCCUUCUAAAGAGAGCGGCCUAUCUCCUCCAAAGAUAGCUGCAAUCUCAUUAUCUGUCUUAAUCCUUCUAGUAGUGUUCAUAGUUUAUUUAUGGAAGAUGGAAGACAAUUCACAUGAAGGAAUGGUUGAGUUGUAUCCUGGAGGACUUUACAACUUCCAAAAAGUAAAAGUUGCUGCCAAAAAUUUCAAGCACAAGCUUGGUAAGGGUGGCUUUGGAACUUUCUAUGAGGCUACACUCGGCAAUGGAACGGUGGUUGCAGUUGAAAAGGUUUCAGCCACAAAAGAUAUAAUACGUGCAUUUCGAGAAAAGGAUUCUACAAUUUCUCUCAUGGAACAUCCCAACCUUGUAAAGCUCAUGGGAUGCAUUGCAGAGAAGAACCAACUGUUGCUUGUUUAUGAGGAUAUAGGCCAUAAUUCCCUUCAAAAUGCACUUUUUGGUUCAGACAGGUCGAGAUUAGAUUGGCCAAAAAGGUGCAACAUUUGCCUUGGCAUAGCAGAAGGUCUAGCUUUUCUUCAUGAGGGCAAGCAAAAAAAUGUUCAUGGAAAUAUCAAACCAACCACCAUUUUUCUUGACAAACAUGACAAUGCUAAGAUAUCUGACUUUGGAUUUUCCAGGCUCCAUGACCAGGGAAAGUCACGCGAGGAAGGAACAGUGGUAUACAUGGCACCUGAAUACGCAAAAUAUGACCUCUUAACAACAAAGGCAGAUGUGUAUAGCUUUGGAGUUGUUGUACUUAUAGUUGUUAGUGGAAAGAAAGAAAAGAUUUCAAUGUCUAGCAGUGGGGCUGACACCGAGUACCUUCCAGAUCUCGCGGCACGUGAAAAGCAGAGAGAAGGGCAUUUUAUGAAUCUAGUUGACAAAACCAUAUCGAACACAAUGGAUUGGAAUCAAGCAGAUACAAUGUUAGAACUAGCAUUGCUGUGCUUGGACCAGUACCCAGAUCAAAGACCAACCAUGUCUCAAGUUGUCAAGGUUUUAAAAGAACAGCUUCCAUUGAAGGAUCUAAAGGAAAGUUUAAAGCAGCAAUCUUCUGUCAGAGAAACUCAACCACAUGGUGAGAUUUCCACAACUCACCAUUCAAAAUCGAGGAGCACUUCAAGGGGUGGGAUGACAGACACCAGCGUUUCUGCUUCUCCCAGCAGCACUGCUUGAAUUGAAGAACAACACUACAAAUCCAUGCUGCUUUUCAGUUGUUCUGAUCUGCUAAAAUGAAUGGUUUCCCAAAAGAAUUAAACGAGCUUUCACAAACUCACAAGUGAUGGUGCAAGCUGAUUUAAUUCCUUUGGGAAACCAUUUAUUUCAGCACAACAACUCAAAACCAGCAUAGAUUUGUACUUACACACCACCACUUGUGAGUUUCAGAAUAUGCACUGCUUUCCUAUUUUCAAUAUUGUUUGUCUCGAUCUCCACUCUUGCUAGUAUGUUUUGCUUUUGUGAAAUAGUUGUGAUAUAUGACAUGCAUGUAUAAUGCUAUUAUUUUAUAUUUUCCACUUUGUAAAA
Messenger RNA from Ipomoea nil (Japanese morning glory), 3804 nucleotides. Its product is annotated as probable LRR receptor-like serine/threonine-protein kinase At1g53430. The coding region runs from base 55 to 3456 and encodes 1133 amino acids. The record is from RefSeq and is a predicted model, not a curated record. Gene Ontology annotation, biological process: protein phosphorylation. Lineage: Eukaryota; Viridiplantae; Streptophyta; Magnoliopsida; Solanales; Convolvulaceae. The transcript is spliced from 30 exons. Gene Ontology annotation, molecular function: ATP binding; protein binding; protein kinase activity.